Molecule: messenger RNA, 390 nt
Organism: Menidia menidia (Atlantic silverside)
Lineage: Eukaryota; Metazoa; Chordata; Actinopteri; Atheriniformes; Atherinopsidae
Source: the annotation of a GenBank genome assembly
AUGAAAGCUGCGCUUGGAGGAGGCCCCCCUGAUGUGGGCAAGAUGUUGGGUGGGGAGGAAAAGGAAGAAGAUCCUGAUGCAGCAAAGAAAGAGGAGGAGCGACAGGAGGCACUGAGGCAGCAGGAGGAGGAGAGGAAGGCCAAAUACGCCAAGAUGGAAGCUGAGAGGGAAAGUAUGAGGCAAGGCAUCAGAGACAAGUACGGCUUGAAAAAGCGCGAGGAGGCCGAGGCUGAGGCAGCUGCAGCUGCAGAGGAGCCUGCAGAAGGCAGCUUGACCCGACCCAAGAAGGCCGUGCCAGCUGGCUGCGGAGAUGAGGAGGAGGAGGAGAGCAUCAUGGACACAGUGAUGAAAUACCUGCCGGGCCCUCUGCAAGACAUGCUGAAGAAGUAG